Ilex paraguariensis (yerba mate) is the source of this 1068-nucleotide messenger RNA. NCBI's taxonomy places the organism in Eukaryota, Viridiplantae, Streptophyta, Magnoliopsida, Aquifoliales, Aquifoliaceae. The record is from the annotation of a GenBank genome assembly.
GCUGCUAGUAACUCGGGCAAUCUUUUCUUGACUGCAGCCGCUCAAAACCUGCUAUGUGUCAAAUUAGCUGAGGCACUUGGGGUUAAAGUUUCAAAUCGAUGGGUUACUUGGCUCAAGGCUGCCAGCUUACCUGCAAUUAUAUGUCUUCUGGCAACUCCAUUGAUCCUAUACAAGAUAUUCCCUCCUACAACCAAGAACACACCUGAUGCUCCUGCCAUGGCCAAGAGGAAACUGGAGCAGAUGGGUACUGUUAAAAGGGAUGAAUGGGUGAUGGUUGGUACCAUGCUUGUGACAGUGGCAUUGUGGAUCUCUGGAGAGGCUCUUGGAAUGGCAAGUGUUGUUGCAGCAAUGCUGGGAUUGUCAAUACUUCUGCUGUUGGGAGUGCUUGAUUGGGAUGAUUGCUUAAGUGAAAAGUCAGCAUGGGAUACCCUGGCUUGGUUUGGGGUUCUAGUGGGCAUGGCAGGCCAACUGAACGCCCUUGGGAUUGUACCCUGGAUGUCUAACAGUGUGGCCAAUUCUCUUAAAUCCCUUUCACUGGGCUGGCAUACUGCAUUUGUUAUCCUUCAGGCAGCAUAUUUCUUUAUCCACUAUCUAUUUGCAAGUCAAACUGCCCAUGUUGGAGCUCUGUACUCAGCAUUUCUUGCGAUGCACCUGGCAUCUAAAGUGCCUGGUUUGUUGGCAGCGCUGGCUUUGGGAUACAGUACCAACUUGUUUGGUGCAUUAACACAUUAUAGCAGUGGUCAGGCUGCUGUAUACUAUGGAGCUGGUUAUGUAGAACUUCCUGAUGUUUUCAAACUGGGAAUUGUAAUGGCUCUUAUUAACAUUGUGAUAUGGGCAUUGGUUGGAGCUCUUUGGUGGAAGAUUUUGGGCCUUUAUUGAGGUCAAAUAUGUAAGUUAAUGUUAUUCUUUCUUAUGUUUUAUGAAUAUUCUCCUGUUACAAGAAAGAAUAAAAGGUUUCAACUAAAAUUGCUUAAUUUACGAGUGAUAAUCUUUUUAGAAUAUUGUACUAAUCUGAUAAUGCAGAUUAGAUUCUGAUGACUAAAUUUGCAUUGAGUACCCAAUUUUUUC